AUGGCAUACAUGGAUAUUUCCCCAAUCGGAAAAUCAAUCGGAAACAUCGUUCUCCUCCACGGGAAAAACUUCUGUGGCUGCACCUGGAACGCCACGAUAGACGUCCUCCUCGCUGCUGGCUAUCGGGUUAUUGUUCCAGAUCAAGUGGGAUUCUGCAAAUCGACGAAACCCACCAGUUACCAAUUUACGCUCGAACAACUCGCUCUCAACACCAACAAUCUUCUCCACUCCUUGAACGUCACAAAUGCAACCAUCAUGGGCCAUUCGAUGGGUGGGAUGUUAUCUGCAAGAUACGCUCUCAUGUUCCCCUCCCAGACAUAUCGCCUCGUCAUGGUCGAUCCACUUGGAUUAGAAAACUGGUUUGCUUUAGGUGUUCCCUAUCAAGCAAUUGACGUCUCAUAUUUGACGGAGCUGAACACAAGUUAUACCAGCAUCCAAUCGUACCAACAGGCAACCUAUUAUGGUGGAACUUGGAAUGCUUCGUACGACGUUUGGGUAAACAUGCUUCUCAGUAUCUAUAAAGGACCACUAGGCACUCAUUUCGCGUAUAACAUGGCUUCGACGACUGACAUGAUCUUCACCCAACCGGUGAUCCAAGAGCUGCCCAAUCUGAAGAUGCCAUCGCUUCUUCUGGUCGGGGAUCUCGACAACACAGCCAUUGGAAAGGCUUGGGCACCUGCAAGCGUCAAGCCAUUGUUAGGUCACUACGACAUUCUGGGGAAGCAGGUUUCUGCAAUCGUUCCUAACUGCACCCUGGUGGAGUUCCCGGGUCUGGGCCACGCUCCGCAGAUUCAAGCUCCAGACACAUUCCACGCAGCGUUGUUGGGCUGGCUAAACUGA
Molecule: messenger RNA, 840 nt
Organism: Hyaloscypha bicolor E
Lineage: Eukaryota; Fungi; Ascomycota; Leotiomycetes; Helotiales; Hyaloscyphaceae
Product: alpha/beta-hydrolase
Exons: 2
Coding region: 1-840 (279 amino acids)
Source: RefSeq, a predicted model, not a curated record